Mytilus trossulus (common blue mussel) is the source of this 5081-nucleotide messenger RNA. Its product is annotated as RING finger protein nhl-1-like. The transcript is spliced from 3 exons. Gene Ontology annotation, biological process: proteasome-mediated ubiquitin-dependent protein catabolic process; protein polyubiquitination; negative regulation of translation. Gene Ontology annotation, molecular function: translation repressor activity; protein binding; zinc ion binding. The record is from RefSeq and is a predicted model, not a curated record. The coding region runs from base 444 to 3080 and encodes 878 amino acids. NCBI's taxonomy places the organism in Eukaryota, Metazoa, Mollusca, Bivalvia, Mytilida, Mytilidae.
UAUCUCAAUUGUUUACUAACACAGUAGUAUAGUCUCUAUCCUCAUCUCUGUACAUAUCAGUUGUAGUUUUCUAAUUAGUUUGAUUACAAACCUGCUAAUUAAGUCUGAAGACCUGGUCAGUUUCACAAAGAUACACGUGUGCUGGCAUGGAAUUAGUUUGAUAAAAAAUAUAUUUUGAAAUCAGUGAAUUGGAAUUCCUUUGUUACCUGAAGAUUGUGUGAAACAUUAUCAAAAACUAUUUUUGUAUUUGUGUGUUUGCUUUAUUAAAAGAUGCAAAUGAUGAUAAGUGUGCAUUGUUAAAAAGGACAAUACAUUAACAAAACUAGGUUCAGAAACAAACCACCUGCAAAGACAUGAACAGGAUCUAUAAUAAAGCAAUGCAACUCCGUGGUCACCCGUUCGUCAUCUUAACAUAUGAGGAACAUCACUAAAAUACUUUAAACAUGGAUGACGAACAUGAUUUUUUAUACUCGGCUGGACAAAUAGAACAACUGUUAAAAUGUGCAGUAUGUCUUGAUAGAUUUACCAAUCCAAAAAUAUUACCAUGUCAACAUACUUUUUGUUCUACUCCAUGCUUAGAAGGACUUGUCCAUCCGAUCACGAGAUACAUUAAAUGUCCAGAAUGCCGUGCAGAACAUCGUGUACCGUACGAAGGAAUAAGAGGAUUUCCGAAUAACAUUACUAUUCAAGGAUUUCUUGAUCUGCGCUCUCAAAGAAACCAAAACAGGCACCAAGAACAAACGGGAGGAGCAAUUGGAAAUGUAGAUCAGGGACAUCACAGGGCGAAUACCGCAGCGGAAGCGGCAGCAGAUGCCGCAAGUGCAUAUAUAAAUGCCGUCGUUGAUGAGCAGACACCCGCAGUAGCUGCGGCAUCACGAAGUGGUUGCGCAGUUUGUGGCCGUGAAGCGUUUUUGGCUCGAUGUGAUCACUGUGACAUGAUUGUCUGUGUUUCAUGUCAAAACUCUCACACGGAACAAAUUAAACUAGAUAUUGUCCGUCUGACGGGACAGAUAAGACGCGGUCUCCCUACUAUAUCUAACGCUAUUAGUAGUAUUGAGAGAAAGUCUACACAAAUUCGACAGAGAACGGAAGCUAUCAAAUCCGAUAUUUCAGAAGCAACCGAACGUUACAUGAAUGAAAUUAGAAACAGACAACGUCUUCUUAAUGGUGAAGUUGAAAUGUUUUUGCAAGGAGAGACCAGAUCUUUGUCAAUGCAUGUUGAAAAUCUUGAAGUUGAAAUAGCGAGUAUUUCUAGUUUUAGUGAUACGACGGAUUCGUCUCUAGCUCGGUCUCAGGCAAACAUUCCUAUUCGGGAUUUAGUCGAUAUACGAAGACAAUGUGUAGAAUACAUGGAAGCCUUAAGAGGCUACGAGAAUGGAAAUUUCGAGGUUCCCAGAGAGCGAUAUCUACAGUUCAUUGUCGAAGAAAACAGACUGCUAAAUGCAAUAACAAACUAUGGCGAAGUGGUUAUUUCCAAUGUUCCACCAGAAUCUGCAACUCCGUCAAGAGAAGAAUCGCCCCAAGAUGCACCAGCAUCACAGUCGACACCUAUCGUAACUUCGUCACCAGCAAUACCAGUUUCUUCGACAAUAUCAUCUGCUAUGACUUCAACGCCUUCGUCGAUUUCGACGUCAUGGGCGCCUUCAAUGGAGGCAGUAGAUCGCGCAAUCGCUUUGAUACGAUCUGGAGGUCGAGAUGAUUUUCAAACACCAAGUCCCGGACGCUCUCUGACUCCAGAAUUCAGACCCCUUCCACCAAAUGGUGGCACAACACAUCGUCGAAGUUUACAAGAGCGUAGGCGACAUCACAUGACUGAUAGCAGAAUAGCAGGUUUGUUGAGUGGCAGUGCUCCUUCCGUUUAUCAUCGAACAGCCACUCAGCCAAGAAGACAAAGAAGUUUAACCACAGGUGCGACAUUAAUGGAUAUACAUGGAGCAUCUGGAUUUUACCAAAGGCCAAUGCAACACUCAAUUGAAGAAGAAGAACCCGCACUCGUUUAUGCUAAUGCGCGUAGUCGGACUUUUGAAGAAGAGGAAGGUCAAGAGCCGGGACAUCAAUUGUCUCGUGUUAGUUCGGCUGAAGCGAGACUUAGAUCAAGGCCUGCUGUAAGAUUUGAUAUAAAUGGCUCUGGAGAUUCGGAUUCCGGAGAAGACCCAAUUAUGAAUUUGCAACGUGUGUCUUUUCAAGGAAAUGAAAGUACAAUGGUUUCUGAGGCGAUAAAUAACUACCAGGACAAAGGUCGGGCUAUUAUAAGGUUCGGAACAAGAGGUAGUGAUGAAAUGCAGUUCACAUGGCCACGUGGUGUUGCAGUUUCGGGUCGUGAUAAUACAAUUCUUGUUGCAGACAGCAGCAACCACAGAGUGCACGUUUUCGAUUCAGUAGGACGCUUCACUAAAACUUUUGGAUCAUACGGUCAAAGUGACGGCGAGUUCGAUUGCUUAGCUGGUGUAGCUGUGAACACUUUCGGACAAAUAAUCACAUCUGAUCGCUAUAACCAUAGAAUCCAAGUAUUUGAUCACAAUGGAACGUUUCAGCAUAUGUUCGGGGAGGAAGGUGUAGACAAUGGUCAACUCCUGUAUCCUUGGGGCGUUGCAUGUGAUAAAAUGGGUUUCAUUUAUAUAUGUGACAAAGAAAAUCACAGGGUACAAGUAUUCCAAGCGAAUGGUAGUUUUGUUCGUAAGUUAGGAGGACUUGGGCAUAGGUUUGGUCAAAUGGAAAACCCUCACUAUCUAGCGAUAAGCCCCGACAAUCGCAUCUAUGUAAGCGAUAGUAGUAAUCACCGGAUACAAAUCUUUAGUAUGUAUGGUGACUUCCUGUUUAGCUUUGGAUCGCCAGGAACUAUGCAAGGACAAGUCAAGUUCCCUAAGGGAAUUGCUAUUGAUGACCAAGGCUUUGUUGUGGUGGCGGAUAGUGGCAAUAAUCGUAUUCAAGUGUUCCAUGGCGACGGACGAUUCUAUUGUAUGUUUGGGACUUAUGGGAGUGGAAAUGGUCAAUUCAAAGGGUUAGAAGGUGUCGCCAUCUUAGCAAACGGAAAUGUGGUUGUUAGCGACCGGGAAAACCAUAGGAUACAAAUUUUUUAAAGGAUGCAGCUAAUGUAUAUAUAGUUUUUGAGUAGAAAAAAAAGACUCAUCAUACAAAUUGUGAACAGCUCGUUACACGACAAUGAGCUAUGAGUUGUACGACCAAUUGGUCUUGAAAGCAUAAUCAUUUUAAAAAAUUGUCAUAUUUAGUGCUAUCUGAAAUUCAUUUAUUGAAUCUGGGUUUUUUUACAAAAUUAUUAUAAAUUCAUUGUGAUAUUUGUACAUGUAUUGAUCAUACAUAAUAGUUGAAGAGUUUCGAGAUUCAUUAAACUUAAACUGUAAUAACCCUAAGAGGCUAUUUUCCGAGUGCUGUAAACAUAUUUCAAUAUUGUUUCCCGUACAUUCAUACAUGCAUUUCAAUACUAAUAAUUUGAAUGGUAAAUUAUGAACAUGGAAAUAUCCAUGCCAUUCACAUUUGUGUUUUCUUUUUUCAUUUAUUCAUUUAUUAAUUUAUGAUUCGUCUAUGUAAAAUUUAUAAAACAAAGGGAAAAUCAUUUGUAUCAAAUUGUACCAUAUCAAACACUACGAUAUGCAUAUAUAGUAAUUUAGAGGCCUAUAAAUCAAAUCUUAGCAUUCGGAACAUAAAUUUCGUUCGAACUUUUGUUUUUACCACACUGAAAGUAGCAGUGUCGUCGUAUAUCGUCCAGGCAAUGUAAUAGUACGUUUGCCACUGAGUGUUAACCAAACCACGGUCUAUAUAAACAAGCUUUUUAAACGGAUCCUACUCCGUCUUUGAGUUUGUUUAUUUCGCGCAAAGCUUGCAAAAGUAGACUAGAAUUCAUGUUAGGAAUAUAUUGAUACUUUUUUGCUGCCAGUUUUUUGCUUCAGUUUUUUCCCCCCGUUUUUUAUUCCUUUAUAAGCGAUUUUUUUCUGUUCUACAAGAUUUUGAAUAUAUUUAAAAGCGGUAUAAAUGAAUUGUCAGCAAUGUGCUGUACAAAUUAUGUGAAAUAUGGCCAAUACUUCUGUAUUUAUAGUCUUAGGGAUAUAUUAGCUAAAGGUUGGAAAGAAUACCUGGCCACCAGGCAGUCACGUUCCUCUUGUGCAAUGCUCGAGGUGCAAUGUUUUACAAUAGAUGUUUUAUGAUUUAAGUUUAUGUAUUGAUAUGGUUUUUAUAUGCAAUGUAGAAUUAGUUUUAUUGAACGUGCUCACCAUUUAUUGAAAUUAUUUAAUGAAGAACCUUAGCACUAAAUCAGUGUAGAUAACUUUAUUUUAGUACACUAGUUCACAGUUUGUGUAUUUUCAAAAAAAGAACAACCAAUGUUAUAAUAAUUAAUUAUUUUUGAAUUGGAAUAUUUUCUUCAUGUGGACACUUUAUUUAAUCAAGAUAUAGAGCUCACCAUCUGACGUAUACAAGGCGUAGAAAGUCGAAAAAGUCAAGACAUUAGGACCUUUUUUAGAUCUCAACAAUAUGGCAAAGCUGUUUAUGAUAUGCUAUGUCUAUACAAUCUUAUGAUCAUUAACAAGCUUCUGUUAAAAAUUCAGGAUAAAGUGGCGGAUCCAGAAUUUUCAUAAGUGGGGGCACUCUGACUGACCUAAGAGGGGGCCCGCGCCAGUCACGUUUCAGUGAUUCCCUAUAUAAGCAACCAUUUUUUUUCAAAAAGGGGGACCAGGCCCCCCCCCUAAAUCCGCCUAUGGGAUAGUUCGAGAAAGUUAUUAAAAUUAAACCUUGAGAGAAGCUUGUUUAUGAAACUUAGACAACAGCAAAAGUAGGCGAGCCACUGGUAACGCAGAACACUUACGAUUUUCUUUCUUAGAUAUAGGUUUUGAUAUAAUAAAUUUAUCUAACAAGAAAACAUUAAUUAAGAUUUUUCACUUUUCUGUUGCUCUAUAUAUCUGUAACGGUUAUUGUGGAGACAUAUUGACAUACAUGUUUGACCAGUCAUUAUACAGUAUUAAAUUAAACUAUGUCUAUUCUGUGCCAAUUCUUAAAAUGCUAAUCAGAUGUAUUUUUUUUUUUGUGUUAUUUUGUUUUUGUUAUUAAAUUAUGAUGUGUUAUCGUUA